AUGACAAUCUCCUAUCGCAACAUGGAACUUUCGAGUUUCGCUUUGAAGCUCGACCAUGACAAGCUCGUGGCCCUUGCCAUCAUCAGCUUGGCCACUCUGGUCACCUCUUUGGCAGCCAUCGCUAUCUACCGCGUCUGGUUCCAUCCACUCUCCAUUUUCCCCGGUCCCAGAUGGCUCGCAGUUACCAACAUCCCCGAACGCUGGAUGAGCAACAUCUCAGGAACCUGGAUCUGGAGAGUCUCGCCCUUGCACCGCAAGUACGGUCCCAUCGUGCGCAUUGGACCUAACCGCCUUGCCGUUGAUGGCAGUAUUGGCUGGUUCCAGGUCUACGCCAUGAGAGGCAAAGAUGACGAGUUUCCCAAGUAUCCUGAGUACAUCUUCCCUGGUGAUGGUCUCAGUAUCCUUGGCGCCAACCAAACAAAUCAUCGUCGUCAUCGUCGACAGUUUUGGUCUGCUUUCAACGACCAAGCCCUUGUUGAACAAGAAAUCGUUAUCCAGCCCUACACGGAUAUGCUUCUCCAGCGUCUGAGUGAACGAGCCAAGGUGGGCGACCCCAUCAACAUCGUUGAUUGGAUCAACUUUCUCCUCUUUGACAUUGCAGGGGAGCUGGUCUUCUCUCAGCCUUUUGAUUGUCUGGAUAAGCAGGAGUACCACCCUUGGGUGUCCAACUUCUUCUGGGCCGUCAAGGGUAAUGCCAUGAACCGCUUUGUCAAGCACUACCCUGUCAUCGAGCCUCUCAUGAACUUCUUCUUCACCGGAAAGGAGCAGAUCAAGCGGGAGACGGACCAGCGGAACAUGACGUUCCAUCACGCCAUGCAGCGUAUGAAGCUUGGAGAGCAACCCACCCCUGGUCGUCGAGACUUCAUGAGCUUCUUGAUGCGGCGUAACCGUGAUGGUGGCGGUCUCACUGAUCCAGAGAUCCUCGUCGAUUGUCCUGUCUUGAUUGGUGCCUCUAGUGAGACCACCACUACUGCACUAUCAGGAUUCUUCUUCUACCUUGGUACUUCUCCCCAAGCCUACCAACGAUUGGUGGAGGAGGUCCGUUCCUCUUUCAAGAGUGAGAGCGAGAUCAACAUGAAGACCACCAAACAGCUCGAGUACCUCAACGCCACUGUUGAUGAGGCAUUGAGAGUUUAUCCACCUGCUGCCGAAUCGCCACCAAGAAUCAGUCCUGGCGCCGAGAUUGAAGGCAAAUACCUUCCCAAAGGAGUCAUCGUGUCCAUCUACCAGUGGGGUACAUUCCAUAACCCUGAUAACUUUGCUGACCCAGAUGAUUACAUCCCUGAGCGAUGGCUCCAGCCGUCUCACCCGCUGCACAACCCCAAGUACGCCAAUGACAACCGCUCAGUGUUCCGGCCUUUUGGAUUCGGUAUGAGGGACUGCCUUGGUAAGAAUCUUGCUCAUGCCGAGAUUCGUGUUGUCGUCAGUCGAAUCUUGUAUCGGUUUGACUAUGAGUUGGGUCCCAACCAGGAGGAUUGGCAUUCUUCUCAGAAGUGCUACCUUGCUUGGGAUAAGAAGCCGCUUAUCUUGACUUUGAAGCCGAGAGAUUUUGCACCUUGA
Molecule: messenger RNA, 1560 nt
Organism: Fusarium coffeatum
Lineage: Eukaryota; Fungi; Ascomycota; Sordariomycetes; Hypocreales; Nectriaceae
Exons: 3
Coding region: 1-1560 (519 amino acids)
Molecular function (GO): iron ion binding; oxidoreductase activity, acting on paired donors, with incorporation or reduction of molecular oxygen; monooxygenase activity
Source: RefSeq, a predicted model, not a curated record